CCGGAGCCGGGGACAGACGGAGCCCACGUCGGCCGGGAGGCGCGGGCGCGAGGAACCGGCAGGAGCAGCAGGCGACCCGAGCUGCGCCCCGAGCCAUGGCCCUGAGCGAGCUGGCACCGCUCCGCUGGCUGCAGGAGAGCCGCCACUCCCGGAAGCUCAUCCUGUUCAUCGUGUUUCUCGCGCUGCUGCUGGACAACAUGCUGCUCACCGUCGUGGUUCCCAUCAUCCCUAGUUACCUAUACAGCAUUAAGCAUGAGAAAAAUGCUACUGAAAUCCAGACCUCCAGGCCUGCGCUCACAGCCUCCACCUCAGGAAGCUUCCAGAGCAUCUUCUCCUAUUAUGACAACUCUACCAUGGUCACCGGGAAUGCUACCCGAAACCUUCAUGGGGAACAGCUGCAUAGAGCUGCCACCACACAGCACAUGGUGACCAACAAGUCCACUGCCCCUUCUGACUGUCCCAGUGAGGACAAAGACCUUCUGAAUGAAAAUGUGCAAGUUGGCCUGCUGUUUGCCUCCAAAGCCACCAUCCAGCUCCUUACCAACCCUUUCAUAGGCCUGCUGACCAACAGAAUCGGCUAUCCCAUUCCCAUGUUUGCCGGAUUCUGCAUCAUGUUUAUCUCAACAAUUAUGUUUGCCUUCUCCAGCAGCUACGCCUUCCUGCUCAUCGCCAGGUCCCUGCAGGGCAUCGGCUCCUCCUGCUCCUCUGUAGCUGGGAUGGGCAUGCUGGCCAGUGUGUACACAGACGACGAGGAGCGAGGCAACGCCAUGGGGAUCGCCCUGGGAGGCCUGGCCAUGGGGGUCUUAGUGGGCCCGCCCUUCGGGAGCGUGCUGUAUGAGUUUGUGGGGAAGACGGCUCCCUUCCUGGUGCUGGCUGCCCUGGUGCUCCUGGAUGGAGCCGUUCAGCUCUUUGUGCUCCAGCCGUCCCGGGUGCAGCCAGAGAGUCAGAAGGGGACGCCUCUGACCACCCUGUUGAAGGACCCGUACAUCCUCAUUGCCGCAGGCUCCAUCUGCUUCGCCAACAUGGGGAUCGCCAUGCUGGAGCCGGCCCUGCCCAUCUGGAUGAUGGAGACCAUGUGUUCCCGAAAGUGGCAGCUGGGCGUUGCUUUCUUGCCAGCAAGUAUCUCUUAUCUCAUUGGAACCAAUAUUUUUGGGAUACUUGCACACAAAAUGGGGAGGUGGCUUUGUGCUCUUCUAGGAAUGAUAAUUGUUGGAAUCAGCAUUUUAUGUAUUCCUUUUGCAAAAAACAUUUAUGGACUCAUAGCUCCCAACUUUGGAGUUGGUUUUGCAAUUGGGAUGGUGGACUCGUCAAUGAUGCCUAUCAUGGGCUACCUCGUGGACCUGCGGCACGUGUCUGUCUAUGGGAGUGUGUACGCCAUUGCAGACGUGGCAUUUUGUAUGGGAUACGCGAUAGGUCCUUCUGCUGGUGGUGCUAUCGCAAAGGCGAUUGGCUUUCCAUGGCUCAUGACAAUUAUUGGGAUCAUCGAUAUUGUUUUUGCUCCCCUUUGCUUUUUCCUUCGAAGUCCACCUGCCAAGGAAGAAAAAAUGGCUAUUCUCAUGGAUCACAACUGCCCCAUUCAAACAAAAAUGUACACUCAGAAUAAUAUCCAGUCAUAUCCAGCAGGUGAUGAUGAAGAAUCAGAAAGUGACUGAAACCCUCAAAAGUCAUUGGUGUUUAAUUGUAUACAAGUGUUUCCAGUGAAAUGACUCAUCCAGAGCUGUCUUAGUCAUACCAUCCAUCCCUGGCGAAAGAGUAAAACAACCAAAGGUUAUUAUUUCUUUUCUGUGGUUAUGAUCGACUGCCAACAGCCUUAUAAAGAAAAAGAAGCUUUUCUAGGGGUUUGUAUAAAUAGUGUUGAAAACUUUAUUUUAUGUAUUUGAUUUUAUUAAAUAUUAUACAAUAUAUUUUGACGAAAUAGGUAUAUUGUAAAUCUAUAAAUAUUUGAAUCCAAAUCAAAUAUAAUUUUUUAACUUACAUUCACGAACACUUGGACAAAAAUAUCUUAUCUAUUUUCUGAAUAUUGGUAAUGAGUGUUUAAAGCACACAUUGAGACUCUUCCAAUAAUUAGAAACUAGAAGGGAGUCUGAAAAACAAUCAUAUGACAGCAUGUUAUGUAGCGACACUGCAAGUAUUAUUUAACUUGUAAUUACUAUCUAUAUUUGAGUUAAAAGCUAGUUUAUCUCAAGUGCAGAGGACAAGAAUUUGAAUCAGUCAUCUUUUGGAUUUCUUUGUAAAUCUUUCGCCGGCAUUAGUUUUGUAUGUAAUCACCUACUUGGAAAGGGAUGGUUGUAAAUGAUGUUACACGUCCUAUGGUUGGCAGCCGACAUCAAGGUCAAGAAGGGGAGAUGGUAAAUGUUCUGAAAGUACAGAAAAGCACCCAAAUGUAAAGUUAGGAACCAAAAGCUUUCCUUGUAAGAUGCAUACUUGUCUUAGUGGAUGAGAAUGGAGGACACAGGCACCUUACACUGUCAAGGUUGUAAAAGCAAGGUAAGGUUUGUCAACACCUUGUUCAAGUUUUAGAGAAAAACAAGGCUAAUUGCUGCUAUAAAUUGAAAAAUCAAGUCUGUAAUAAUCUUCGACCGUCUGUAGGUCAUCCAAGUGUCUUUUUAGGGAUCUGUUAAUUUUUGGUUGUCUGAAACUAUUAUUUGUCCGGACUCCCGAAAGUUGUUCACAAAUGUGAAAACAAAGAAUUGUUUAUGUAUUUAAUCACAUUAGAAAACGAGAUAAAAAUAACGGGGUGGUCAGAACACACCCCCUUUCCAGGGCAAAGAAAAGCCAAACAUAAAAAAAUGUGUGUGUUACCAUAUCAUCUGUGUGCUGGGUAAUAUACAUUUUCUAAGCAUGAUAACAUUGAUGUCUUUCAGCAUACCAGCAAAUAGUGUUAGUGACUAUUGUCAGUUUACAUUGUUUCAUAUGAGAUGUGACUGGAAUGUGAAGAUAGUGUGGAAUAUAUCCCAAAUAAUACUUAUCCUACAAUUCUGUAAUCAUAAAUUGUCAGUUUGGUUCAGCUAAAUUGUGUUUGUGUUAACUUGGACAUCAAGGAGCAAAGAUCUUUAGAACAAAGUCUCCUCAACCUUUUUGACUACUACAUAUUCUCUAGGAAAGUGGCUAGUACUUCUUUUGUUUUAUGAAACUUUCCUGUGGGGAUUAGAUGAUGUGACAUUUGGUUUCAAGGGCGGUGUUGAGGAAAACAAGCUUCUUACUCACUUAGUAACACUGGACUAUUACAAAAGUUGGUUACUUUGGAAGAUGGCUCUGGAGGAACUCUUAAAUGGCUGAUAUAAAAAAGGCAUGACUGUAGGCUUGUACAGAAUAGCUUUUAAAAACAACAUGCUAUGAGCUGGGAUGUGGCUUGGCAGCACAGAGCCUGCCUGACAUGUGAGACCCUGGGUUCAAUCCCCGGCACUGCAGAACAAAACAAACAAACAAACAAACAAACAAAAAACCAGUGUGCUGCAAAUUGGUUCUCUUGGAGGGGCUUGAGGUUCUCCCUGCCCCUAAUGCCCUACAAUUUAUUCCUAUUUUACUUUUGCCUUUCAGGCUUUAGCUUCUGUAAGAAUGACUGGCAAAGGCAUGCCUCCUAUUGAUCCCUAGGAAAAAAAAUAAAAGCUUGAGAACUGUUUAGGGAGCAAAAGAUACGUUGCAUGUAUUUGAGGAAAAAAUGAUGUCUUUUAUAUAACUAAUACUCUGGGUUAGCAAGACUAUGAAAACAGAGGUGAUGUUAUAUCAUAUAUGUAUCGGAACAAUGAAAAUACAGCUCUCUGAACAUUUGUUUUUUGAAGAGGUGGCUUUUAUGUUUGUACCUGGUAAUACAGACACAAACAUCUAAAUGAGGUAGUAAUGAAUAUUCAGCUUUCUUUUGACUGCUACAUGUAUCUGUCCUAAUAAUGUUCUAGCUAGUCUAUUUAAUAAACCUGAUCACUAUACUGUGCCUGUUUGUACUCUUUCAUAAACUAAAUAUUGUUGGAAUAAAAUAUGUAAGGUAUCAUUUUGAUUGUGGAUGUUUAAUUAAAAACUAUUCAUCUGUGCUUGCAGG
Messenger RNA from Sciurus carolinensis (gray squirrel), 4036 nucleotides. RefSeq names its product solute carrier family 18 member A2 (gene Slc18a2). Gene Ontology annotation, cellular component: terminal bouton; synaptic vesicle membrane. Lineage: Eukaryota; Metazoa; Chordata; Mammalia; Rodentia; Sciuridae. Gene Ontology annotation, biological process: aminergic neurotransmitter loading into synaptic vesicle; transmembrane transport; xenobiotic transport. The transcript is spliced from 16 exons. Gene Ontology annotation, molecular function: xenobiotic transmembrane transporter activity; serotonin:sodium:chloride symporter activity. Bases 96 to 1652 code for a protein of 518 amino acids. The record is from RefSeq and is a predicted model, not a curated record.